GAUGAGGAGAUGAAGUAUAAAUAGAAAGGCAGUUCAAGAGAAAUCGAAUUAUUAGAUAAUUAAUUAAUUAUUUUUUCUUAGGGAGUGAUAAUUAUUGAAAAUUAUUAGCAAUUAUUAAUAAAUUCAAAAUGGUUAAAUUAUUGGUUGGACUAAAUUGUGAAGAUGAGCGACAUUUGUUAAUUGGGACCAGUGGAAUUAGUUUAUUUCGAUUACAAAUGUUGAUUGAGAACAAAGUGAGACCUAUAAUAUUGAUACCGUAUGGUAUUAUGGAGGUUAGCAGUACAUUAAGAGAGUAUAUUUUAGAGAAUAAGAACAAGGGUAUAGUUGAGGUAAUUGAGAUUGAAUCAGAGAAAAUGAGGAUUGGACUAAUUGAAAAAAUAAUAAAGAGUGUUGGAAGAGAAAGAGUUGGAAGGAUAAUUGAUAGAGUAUUUGUUACAUUGGGAAAAGAGUAUGAAAAGUUGAAAAGAGAGAUAUAUGGAGUUUGUAUAAGAUUAAGGAUACCCAUCAAUAUCACAGAUGAGCCAGGGUUGUGUUCAUUUACAAUGUUGUCGAGUUAUAAAGAUGGAGAUUUUCAGGUUGGAUUGACGACUAAUGGGAAGGGAUGCAGGUUAGCGUCCAAGCUCAAGAGGGAUAUUGUUAGUAAAUUGCCAAAGAAUUUGAGUGGGAUAUGCGAUAAUAUAGGAAAAUUGAAGAAGAGAAUCCAAGAAGAUGAUAAAAGUAGACUUGAUAAUGAAAAUAGCAAUGAAUGUAAUAAUAAUAGUGAUGGUAAUGAUUAUGAUAAUGAUUAUGAUAAUGAUAAUGAGGAAGAUAUCUUACCGAGCAAUGGAAUCAAUAAAAUAUAUGAUAAAGAUUAUCGGGAGGAAAAUUUGUAUCGAAAAUAUGUUGAUGAGGAAGAAUUGAAGUUGCAAAGAACCAGAUGGUUAUCCCAAAUCAUUGAGUAUUUUCCAUUAGAAAAGUUGAGUGAAAUAUGCAUUGAUGAGUUAUCGUUAAUUUAUAAAGAUAAAGAAGAUCAAUUGGCAUUGAACAAAAAGUUUCCAGAUAUAAGUACAUUUCAUGGCGAGAUUAGCAUAAGAAGCAAGAAACCAGAAAAGUUGAACAGAAAAGGAAAUGGGAAUGGGAAUGGAUACAGAAAAAAAGGGAAAAUAUCGUUAAUCGGAUCAGGGCCUGGAUCUAUAUCGAUGCUAACAAUCGGAGCAAUUAAAGAGAUGUAUUCAGCAGAUUUGAUAUUAGCAGACAAGUUGAUAUCGAAAGAGGUAUUGGAAUUGAUAAGCAAAGAUGAAGAUGGUGGUGGUAGAAAACGGGAAAUCUACAUUGCAAAGAAAUUUCCAGGAAACGCCGAGAGAGCACAAAAGGAGUUGUUGGAGAAGGGAUUGGUAGGGUUGCAAAAGGGAUUGAAAGUGAUCAGAUUGAAGCAGGGAGACCCAUACAUCUUCGGCAGAGGAGGAGAAGAGUAUCAGUACUUUCGAGAUCGAGGGUACAGGCCGUUGAUCGUUCCAGGGUUGAGCUCUUCGAUGGUAGGACCCAUCUUGGCGGAUAUUCCGGUGACGCACCGCAAGGUGAGUGAUCAGUUUAUCGUGAGCACGGGCACCGUGAAGGACGGGAAGUUUCCCGCAAACAUCCCCCGGUACAACGAGCACACCACUGUCAUCUUGUUGAUGGUGUUGCACCGCUUGAGGGAGAUGGUGGGCUACUUGGUGGGCGAGUUGGGGUACGACACGGAGGUGCCCUGUUGCAUCGUCGAGAGAGCGUCGAGCCCUGACCAGCGCAUUAUCCGCAGCCAGUUGAAAAAUGUUGUGGAGGCCUUUGAGGUAGCGGGAUCCAGGCCACCGGGAUUGUUGGUGAUAGGCCACACUUGCGACUUGCUUCACGGCCACUUUGGAGGCAAGAGCGAGCAACACGGGGAGCACGGGGAGCACGGGGAACCACCGAAGUGGAUUGUGGAAGAAGGCUACUCCGACAUCGACGUGAACAUUGCCGACGUCGCGCGGUACAUACAGGUGAGUCGGUGGACUCAGGAAUAAAUGACCCAUCAAGCAGCCUCAGGACCAGGAAAACGGUUCCAGGAAAUGCCCCGAAAAGCACGGUGCGCACCACGGCCACGAGUCUGGGGCUGACGUGUUGGGACGCACAGCGUGCGCGCAGAGAGCGGGCCGAGUGUGGUGAUUGGUGGCCAAAGAGACCGACCCGAAAGGAAAUGCUCCAGUUGCCGAC
Ascoidea rubescens DSM 1968 is the source of this 2211-nucleotide messenger RNA. It is a transcript of the gene MET1, whose product is annotated as uroporphyrinogen-III C-methyltransferase. The transcript has a single exon. Gene Ontology annotation, molecular function: uroporphyrin-III C-methyltransferase activity. NCBI's taxonomy places the organism in Eukaryota, Fungi, Ascomycota, Saccharomycetes, Ascoideales, Ascoideaceae. Bases 129 to 2021 code for a protein of 630 amino acids. Gene Ontology annotation, biological process: siroheme biosynthetic process; sulfate assimilation. The record is from RefSeq and is a predicted model, not a curated record.